CCAUUGCAGUCGACAGAAGCGAUACCCUAUAGUAAUGAUACGCACCCUCAUCUGCAUAAAGUGAAGAUGUAGACGUGAACUAAAGAUGAAGAUGACGUGAAGUUACCAGGUAUUGUUCCAGGCCAUGGAUCCUUUAUUUUCAAAUCCUGCCUUUCUGCCAAGUCAGGGAGUAAUGGCCUAUUCCCAGCCUCCCAUGAUGGCAGGUUUGGUUGGAAUGAACCCACCCUUCACCCCUAUGAUGGCGAAUAGACCAGCUGCUGAGGCAGCUGAUGAGAUUGGUCGAAUGGCACAAGAGGGGGUACAGGAGACUCUUAGUGAUGAAGUCUUCAGUACAUACACCCAUAAUGACAUCAUACCUGGCUGUCAGCCCCACCCCGGGGAUAUUGUGGAGGCAGGUUCGCUGGCUGCAUUAAGCUUACCCCCUGUGUGGUAUGACUUGGCCUCCUCUUUGCCCCAGGAGACCAUCACUAGUGGAAAGCUUAGCGGUCUGCAACUAGAGGGAAUUCUUUAUGCCUGUCAGCGGCACCAGUUGAUCCUGCCUAAUGGUCAGAGGGCAGGGUUCUUCAUUGGAGACGGUGCUGGGGUCGGGAAAGGAAGACAAAUAUCUGGAAUUAUCCUGGAUAAUUUUGCUCGUGGUCGAACUAAACACAUUUGGUUCAGCAUUUCUUCAGAUUUGAUUGUGGAUGCUUGUAGAGAUUUGCAGGAUAUUGGCUGCUACAUCAAAGUUAUAGAGGGCUGUCAACAAUUGGACAAAGAAACAAGAGUGCUAGGUCUACCAGCCGGUUUUAAAGAGGGGAUAGUUUUUAGUACUUAUGCCACUCUGGUAUCAGCCGUGCAAAGGGGAGGAUCAGUUAACGGAACAAAACAGUCUCGUCUCCAGCAGUUGGUUGACUGGUGUGGCGGCGAGAACUUUGAUGGCUGUCUUAUUUUUGACGAAUGUCACAAAGCAAAAAAUUUUGUACCAGGCAAAGAACAAGCCAGUACAAAAGUGGCAGUCGCCGUGACACAAGUACAGAGAAUAUUGCCCAAGGCCCGUGUGGUCUACUGCAGCGCUACUGGGGUCACAGACGUUAAAAACAUGGCUUUUAUGGAAAGACUGGGCCUAUGGGGAGAAGGUGCUCCUUUUAAAGACUUCGAUAAUUUCAUCGAGUCCAUUCAGAGAAAAGGUUUGGGUGUGGCUGAAAUGUUAGCCAUGGAGAUGAAGACAACAGGGAUGUAUGUGUCCAGGGGACUGAGCUUCAAACAAGCAGAGUUUGUGACAGUGGAAGCUCAGGUGACAAAGGAACAGAUGAAGAUGUACGAUAUUGCUGCUCAUGUGUGGAACGAAGUACGGAAAGCUUUAGAAUCCGCCAUGUUUAGAACAGGCUGUAGUAACAACAGAAUCUGGGCACAGUUCUGGUCAGCUCACCAGAGAUUCUUCAAACAGCUGUGCAUGGGGAUGAAAGUGCCAUGUAUCAUCCGUGAGGCAAAGGCAGCUCUGGAGGGAGGCCAGUGCGUGGUUAUAGGACUACAGACAACAGGGGAGGCAAGCCUGGAGCAGGAACUUUCAAAAAAGAAGGACAAGCUUGACGAAUUUCUCUCCCUUUGUCGCGAGAUUCUGAUUAGAUUUGUUGACCAGUAUUUUCCUACUGCUGUAGAGGGCGCUAAGGAGGAUGAACCCAAAGAAGAUAACUGGAGCGUGACUGCCAAAGAUAUGUUGGUGAAUUUUGCAAAGCAGAUUGAGCUGCCUAAUAGUCCUCUUGACCAGAUCAUUGAUGAGCUGGGUGGCCCUGACAUUGUCGCAGAAAUGACAGGGCGACGGGGACGCAUGGUUCGUCGCCAUGGCAAUGCCAAGCCGCAGUAUGAGUUACGAGGAAUGGAGGCUGACAGCACAGCCAUUGAAAGUCUGAAUGUCAGAGAGAGGAAUCUCUUCAUGGAAGGGAAGAAACACGUAGCCAUUAUAUCUGAUGCAGCCAGCACAGGGAUUUCUCUCCAUGCUGACAUGCGAUGUGCCAAUCAGAGGAGACGUGUCCACAUGACCAUUGAGUUGCCAUGGAGUGCAGACAAAGCUGUCCAGCAGUUAGGAAGGUCUCAUCGCUCCAAUCAAACCAGUGGCCCUCUUUACAAAUUAGUCACCACAGAUUUGGGUGGAGAAAGACGAUUUGCUGCAGCUGUUGCUAGGCGACUACAGUCAUUGGGUGCCUUAACCAAGGGUGACAGGCGUGCAGCUAGUGGCGCUGAUCUGUCUGAGUUUAACUUUGACACACCAUAUGGCAGGUCUGCACUCCGAGCGUUGUAUCAGGGUAUUUGUCAGGGAGAUAUUGUACGAGGCGUAAAAUUCAACGACAUCAAUAAUGGGAAGUUUGAUCUCCCUCAGUUUAACACUGUUAUGCAGGAGUGUUUGUAUUUCAUGGGGUUAAUAAGUGAAGGUAAAGUCGGUCAGAUUGCAAAAGUCUUGGACAAGGACAACGGUGAUGUGGGCAAAUUCCUCAACAGAAUCUUGGGACUAAGUGUUCAGAGACAAAACCUGAUAUUCAACUAUUUCUGUGAGGUCAUGAAGGUUAUGAUUGCUAAUGCCAGAAAGGAAGGGAGGUACAACGAGGGAUUGCUGGACAUCAUGGCAGCAUCAGUGGAGAUGGAGAAGGAACCAAGAGAGGUGUUCAAAGAUGUCAGUAAAGGGAAUGCUGUCACAAAACAUAUUGUGUUGACGGUGGACAGGGGCAUGAGCUGGGAUCAGGCCACUGUUAGGCUGAGUAACCACAGUGGCAAAGAUGAUGGGUUCUAUGUGUCUCGCAAAGACAUAUUUGGACGCAAACUCUACCUGCUGGCCACGCAGAAAGAAAACUCUGCACAUGCGUUCAGGAUUGCCAGGCCUAACACGGGGCUGUCCUCAUUUGAAGAAGAGCGGUCUGAUCUGCUGAUGAGAUAUGCUCCCUUAGCUGUAGAGGAAGCAGAGAAGCCAUGGCGAGCGCAGUAUGAACAGAGCAAGGACCAGUGUGUUCAUGGACCAACGUGUCGCAACCGAGCCGGAUGCACAGUUGGCACCCGGUGUUACAGAAUACAUUUGCUGUGUGGUGGAAUCGUCACUUUGAUGUCUGUCCUAGAGAACACCAUGAACAGAAAUGCUGCCAGACUUCAACUUCACAAAUCUGAAAUGAACAUUCGUGUUGUGCGAGCAGAGUUGAACAAUGGCGAGCGUGUGGUGGGAAUUCGAUAUCCUGAAAUCCUUAUCCCUGAAGUGGAAAAAGCUCUAAAAGAAGAUCUCCUCCUUCAGCGCAUACAUCACAUUCAAACGACACUCUCACCUGGGAUGUCCACAAAUGUGGACCUCACAACACAGACUGCCCAGAAGCGUUCUCAAGCCAGGAUUGAGGAAGCUUCACCAGUCGUCCCAAAGUGCCUUGCAAAGGCUCUUAACCCUCCUGUCACCAUCAAAACAUUCUUUAAAGCUGCAGUGGGGAAACCAAAAUCCACAGAACCUGACGACAGCAACGCGUCCUGUGUUGGAAGGAACAUUAUGUCCUCAGAUGAAAACAGGUGUAAGAAAGAUUCAAGAAGAAGUACGAGACGAUCAUCAAAAGAUUGUACGGAUCCGAAGAAUAAAGUCCAAGAAAAAGAAAGUGGCUCCAAGAAGAGAAGUUUGGAAGAUGCAGAGGACAGUGGUGAUAACUACUGCACUAUUAUAAGUUCUCAGCCAAGCAGUAAAAAAAGAACAAAACAAGGGUCAAUUUUUGCUGCAUUUGCGAAAAAAACUGAUCCAGGAAAAUUUCCUGUUAUAAAGAAACCCUUGCAGUGUCCUAUAUGCAAUCUGACAUUUGACCCUCAGGUAUCAAACACAGAGCUUAAUUCCCACAUCGAUAACUGUCUGAUCGAGUGACAGCAAAGGUGUAGUGAAAACUGCUGUGUGAAAACAAUUUGAACCAGUGACCCUGGUUGUGAAGAAACUAGUGCCUUGCACAAUGUGCGGCCAGAUCUUGAACCCGCAAGUGUCAGAUAUGUUUUUAUUUUGAUAUCAGCUAGUUCUGUGUGAUGGUAUGACAUUUAAAUUAUAGCCAAACUGAGCUAGAAUUCUCACUUCCGUAUUCACGAUCUCCAUCCUCAUCAAAACACAAAAUUCCAGUCAUGGUCUUGAGAUUGAAAAGGUAAUUGAAAUCCUUUUGUAUAUCUUGUUAGCCUACAUGAGUUGAUGUUGAUUUGUAUAUGCACAUUUCUCUCAGAAUUUUCUAACCAGCCUGCAGGUUCAGUUUUAAUGGUCUGAUCUAAACAACGAAUAUCAUACUUGCUUGUUUUGUGUCUAGAACCUACCAGUCUAUAAAACUGGUGGUUUCAGUUUUAACUAAUUUAAGAUUAAAUAAUUCUCAAUUUCUGAAGCAAACCAUUUUACAAAACUGGUUUUAUGAUUUUUAUUGAUGUGAUUUACCCAAUGAAAACUACCCAUGCCAUUUUAUGAAAACUGGCCAGAUACAGAUCUUUGUAUAAAUAUAUAGUUCAA
Liolophura sinensis is the source of this 4471-nucleotide messenger RNA. RefSeq lists its product as uncharacterized. Gene Ontology annotation, biological process: regulation of DNA-templated transcription. The transcript is spliced from 33 exons. Lineage: Eukaryota; Metazoa; Mollusca; Polyplacophora; Chitonida; Chitonidae. Gene Ontology annotation, molecular function: histone binding; chromatin DNA binding. Gene Ontology annotation, cellular component: nucleus. The record is from RefSeq and is a predicted model, not a curated record. Bases 125 to 3856 code for a protein of 1243 amino acids.